Messenger RNA from Acyrthosiphon pisum (pea aphid), 2149 nucleotides. RefSeq names its product TBC1 domain family member whacked (gene wkd). Lineage: Eukaryota; Metazoa; Arthropoda; Insecta; Hemiptera; Aphididae. The transcript has 9 exons. Gene Ontology annotation, biological process: regulation of GTPase activity. Gene Ontology annotation, molecular function: small GTPase binding; GTPase activator activity. The coding region runs from base 549 to 1682 and encodes 377 amino acids. The record is from RefSeq and is a predicted model, not a curated record.
ACCGCUCCACUUCCACCACUCCAGUCGCGACGCGUCAGCCGCUCCGAUCGGUCGUGUGUCCGUCGUUUGCCCGUUCGCGGAUCUCUCGCACUAUUUCCAUCGGCCUUGGCUCGCCGCCGAUAUUGAUGUUAUUAUUAUUGUCAUCAUCUUUCGGCGACGACGGCGACGGCGAUAACGACAUCAAAUGCCCACCACCGCAUUGACGGCCUCUACCGACGAAGAGAAAAUACCGAGAAAAAUAAGAAAACUCGGAAUCGCUCGAUCGCCAUAGAUUAUUGUCGUCGCCGCGUAAUUUUGUUUAUCUUCCGCUGCGUGGCGCGCGCGAUGGACUGAAAACGGAAAGCUGUGCGCGCACAAGCCGCGACCGUCGCGAGACGCGCGAAACGUCCGAUGACACGCCGCGCGAGUGCGGUUCGUUGAUAUCACUGUUGUUUAAUAACUGUUUACACAUUUUAUUCCGUCGACAGAUGUUCGAAAUCGUUAAAAUACAAUAAAAAAUAUAUAGAUCUUUCGGAUUCGAUCAUCACGUGAAACGAUAAUCGAACCACAUGAAGGCGGCUAGUCCGUUCGUUGCGAACAAAAUGGAAACCCGAUACGUCGACAACGACGAAGACAAUUACUCGGAUGCCAGCUCGUCGCUGGCUCCCAACGGCUCUGUAGUGUCGACGGUGCCCGACAGACAUGGCUUCCUAGGUGGUACCCAGUACCUGAACGAAUCGAAACACAUGAUAUCAGCUAACAAAACCAUAGAACGUGAACGAAAAUGGCUUAAUAUGACUGCCAAUUGGGAUAAACAAAUGAUUAGGAGUUUUAAAAAAGUACAAAACAGAUGUAGAAAAGGAAUUCCACAAUCAAUCAGACCUAGAGCUUGGUUGUACUUGACUAAAGCAAAUAAAUUGUUGGACCAAAAGAAAAAUCUCUAUUUCAAGCUGUGUGACCAGCCAGGGGAUCGUAAAUGGAUCGAAGACAUAAGAAAAGAUCUGCAUCGACAGUUCCCAUACCAUGAGAUGUUUGUCGACCAAGAUGGAACAGGCCAAAAAGAGUUAUUCAAUGUUCUCAAAGCGUAUACAAUAUUAAAUCCUGUAAUUGGAUAUUGUCAAGCACAAGCUCCAAUUGCUGCAUUUCUUCUCAUGCACAUGCCAGCCGAGCAAGCGUUUUGGUGUUUUGUAGCAAUUUGUGAUGAUUACCUUAGUGAUUACUACAGUCCAGGAAUGGAAACAUUGAUUAGAGAUGGUAACAUACUUUUUGCAUUAUUAAAAGAACGGGAGCCAAAAAUUUAUAAACUAUUAAAAAAGCAAAGUAUUGAUCCAAUUAUGUAUAUGACUGAAUGGUUUUUAUGUGCUUUCACAAGAACAUUACCAUGGCCCACCUUGUUGAGGUUUUGGGAUAUAUUUUUAUUUGAUGGUGUUAAAACAUUUUUCAAAAUGGGUUUAAUAAUGAUCAAAAUAUCGUUGCCAGAAAAAUCAUAUUCUGAUCUCAAAAAACGUUUUCCUACCAUGUGUGAAACCUUAGAAGCCUUGCGAAAUCCACCAUUGCAUAUGCUCGAGGAAGAGAGAAUUAUCAAGAAGCUCAUACUGUUAGACAUACCCGAAGACACGUUCAAAUAUUACCACAUGCAACAAACCUCGUUAAGACGGAAAACAAAAGAAACAAAAAAAAUUCGAGAAACUGACGUGUUUUGAACAUUUGCAAUGACCAUUUUACAAAAGUUACCUUAAGGAAAACAGGUUAAUAAUAAGAGUAUAAUUCUGAUCUAAUAUAUAAAAUAUAUAUUGAACUGGUCCUUUAAUUUUAUAUAUUGACAAAAAAGAAUUUGUAUUAUUAUUGUCAGUCUUCCAUAUUCAUAAUAUUAUAUUUAAUAUUAUCUUAUUGUUAUAUAUUUUAAACUUUAUGUAGGAGAUUCAAGUAAAUUUGUUGACUAAUUUUUUAUUUUAAUUCAUUCGGUGCUCUAAGUGUAAAUAAAAUAAUUAUUACUUUCUAGUCUGUAUAUUUUAUUGAAACAACCUUGUAAUACGUAUUUAAAAAUGAACAUUUCUCUUGAAUAACUAUGUCACUUAUCAUUAACGCUUGGCAAUGACGUUGUUUCAGCAGAUUAUAUUUUGUUCAACUAUAACAAUAAACAGCACACUGAAACGUGCGUACAAUUGUA